Molecule: messenger RNA, 2784 nt
Organism: Sceloporus undulatus (fence lizard)
Lineage: Eukaryota; Metazoa; Chordata; Lepidosauria; Squamata; Phrynosomatidae
Gene: LEKR1
Product: leucine, glutamate and lysine rich 1
Exons: 13
Coding region: 154-2217 (687 amino acids)
Source: RefSeq, a predicted model, not a curated record
CCGGGUUCUUCCAGGGCGGAAUGGUUGCCUGGGCAACGAAGAAGCUGCGGAGAGGCCUACACAAAACGGGCGGCCUUUCAUGCCUGUUUUGAGUCUCUGCUCUUUGGUUUUUUGUGGCAGUACAAUAACGCUCCGUCUAAACUAUAGAAGGCCAUGGAUAGACAUAUUCCUGUGCAUCCAUUACCUGACGAAAUACAGAAGAUGACCCGGGAUCAGACAGUGUGUAAAUACUGUGGAGUAAGUUAUUUGAUCCUUCAUGAGUUUAAGAUCCUAGAAGAAAAACUAAAAGCGAUGGAAGAGAAAGUGAAGUUUUAUGAGGGAAGUGUUGAACGAGAGAAAAUACUUCAAGAAAAGCUACGGUGCUUAAGUCAAGAUUUUGAACAGUGCACAGCAGCUAGCAACUCAAAAACAGAAAGAAUAAAAACCUUAUCUCUUGAGAUUGAAAGUAAGCAAGACGUAAUAAAAAAUCUAAAUGAACAGUUGGGAUGUCUUCAGAAAGACAAGGACCUUUCACACAGGCAAUCAGAACUGUUACGAAAAACACUGGGACAACAUAUGUGUACCAUAAAAAAAGCCUUUGUAUUCCUUCCUUAUAUCAGAGGAGAGCUAAAUACUAUUAAAGAAAAAAUAUUUGGCUUUUUUGGUCAAUGGAUAGCACUAAAAGGAGAUAUUUUUUUACACCUAAAAACCAUAAAUGUUACUGUACUUGAAGAACUGUCCAGUGUGAACCAAAGGCUAGGUGAAUGCCAGAGGGAAAAUAAGGUCCUCCAGGAGGAGGUGCAACAUUUAACAUUGGUGUCAGAUGCAGCUAAACUGGAAACGGAGCAACUUCAGGCUUCAGUGUUACGGGAGACUGAAUUGCAAAACAGGUGUCAUGAACUGCAAAAGAAAACACAAGUUUUAACAAGUGAAAUAGAGACAAUUGAACUCAAGUUCCAGAAAUCAGUGGAUGAAAUGAGCAAUUACAAAGCACUAUUCAUAAAGAAGUCAAAAGAAGUUGAAGACCAUCAAAGCAAACUCCAGAAACUAGUUUAUGAGAUUGGAACGUCUGAAUCUCGGUUUAAUCAUGCUCUGACAGAACGAGAACAAUCUUUGCUUGCCUGCCAACAAGCAUGCUGCCGUUUACAGGAAGAAAUGAUUGAGAAAGAGCAGAAAGAGGAAGACCUUAAGAAACGAACCAGCCAUUUGGAAAGUGAACUGGAAACAAUUAAGAAUCUUCUCAGGCAGCGAGAGGAAGAAGUGGUAAUGCUUAAGCAAGAAAGGGCAUCUGUGUUGAUUUCCCAUCAGAGCAGAACAGAGCAGCUGCAGGAAACACUGAGGCAGAAGGUGCAGAAUGAAAAGAGCUGGCAGGAAAAGUUUGAAGCUGAAAGAGCAAAAGAACAAGCCCAUCACAAAGACGAGAUUCUGAGACUAACAGAAGAGGCCAAAAUGGAGCUUGACAUUGAGAAACAAAAACAUCAGGAAGUAAUUGCAAAAUAUCAGAAAGAUCAGAAUGAGCUGCUGCAUACCAAGAUACCUCUGUUGAUAUCCAGUGCUACAUAUAACCUGAAGAUGGAAAUUGAUGCACUUGAAAAGAAGCUCCAUGAAUCCCAGGGCAUGCUUACAGAGAAAAACCAAAAUAGAGAAAAAAAAUGGCAAACCCUUAAAAACCGAGUUAUGGCGCUUGAACUCCAGCUGCAAGAAGAACAAAGCACUCAUCAUUCAGUGAUAGAAGACAUGAAAGAAGAAAUAAAAAAGAAAUCUUAUGAGCUGGAAAAACUGACUCGGGAGCAAACACAGUUGAUUCAGAAUAUGAAUGAAGUUCAAGAGGAGAAUGCUCUCCUCCAGGACACAGUGCGCAGGGAGUGUGAGGAACGCUAUGAGCUCACUGAAGCUUUGGCUCAAGCCAAAGAACAAGUCGUUGAAUUAAAGAAACUUGGUGGAAACUUCCCGUUGUCACAGUGUUCUCUCAGUCAGGACAGUCUAGCCUCCUACACCCCAUUGGUCAGCAAUCAUGGGCAAAAAAGCCCCAAAUGUGGGAAAGGAGUAAGACUUUCAGGACUCUGUGAGGUUUCGAGAGCCACUAAUGUGCCAACCUGCAGUGCUAGAUACAAUAGCAGCAGGCACACGACAACUCUGCCUGUACUGCAACCUUCAGGAAGAACCUGUUCUUCUCUAGAUGAAUCCAGGAGGAGGAGGAUCACGGCGGUUAUAAAAAGACAGUUGAGCGAACUUUGAUGGGUUAUGGACAACCUGUCUUAUCAAGAACAGCCACCAAAAACCACUGCACAAGUUAUUCAUCCAUCUCAGUGUGGGACUUUGGGGACAAUAUUACUUGAUCUUACUUUCUGACAAUACAGUAGAUGUUUUUAUUAAGCUUAAAUGUCAUUUUUUAAAAAAAAGCAGACAUUUAAGAUGCAGUCAUGAAUCAGCUUAUUUUUAGGUCUCCAAACUGUGUCUGGGCCUCCCAGCUGGACCACAUCUGACUGUGGAUACAGGUUCGUAUGAUGCAACAUCCCUCCAUACAAAAUAUUCCCUACAUAUAGCAAAAUAGACGGCAAGGGAAAUAUCCUAAUCUCGUCUGGUCCCAGCACGCAGAAAACUGUCAAGGGAAAGGGUAGGCUAAGACUAAGACAUCUGAACCCCCUACCUAUAAACUGAAAUGGUAUAGAUAUACAAUCUCAGUAAGAACUAGGUCUUAUAUGCAGUUAUGUGGGAUACAGUAGACUAAGCAAGGUACUAUAGUCAACACAGCAUUCUACCAUAGUAUUUUCCAGCCUCUAUUGUUAUUUCUAAAAAUAAAAA